Molecule: messenger RNA, 1891 nt
Organism: Pantherophis guttatus
Lineage: Eukaryota; Metazoa; Chordata; Lepidosauria; Squamata; Colubridae
Gene: HSD17B3
Product: hydroxysteroid 17-beta dehydrogenase 3
Biological process (GO): steroid biosynthetic process
Cellular component (GO): endoplasmic reticulum
Molecular function (GO): testosterone dehydrogenase (NADP+) activity
Source: RefSeq, a predicted model, not a curated record
AACAGUGACCCUCAGUAACAAAUUGAGAAACAAGAUCAUCACCAUCAGAUGAUGGUGACAUCAUGACAGCUUCCAUGUAUUAGGAGUGAGCUCAUCUCAAGAAGCCCAAACAUUGUGUUAUUUUUAGAAAAAAAGAAAAGUAUCAACUUGGCUCUGAAACUCAUGUUUUGGUUUGCUUUUCUGCUAUACUGUUAAAUAUCAGGAUGAAGACAUCAUUUUGUUAUUAUUCUGAGUGUAAUCCAUGGAACAAGAUUCAAAUGACUUCAGAAGUUAUGAUUGGGUAUAUUUAUUUCUCUUCUGCCAGCCCAGCUUUCAAAGUAGUUGUAGGUUGGACGAAAGCGAGGCUUGUUUCAGCACUUGUCGACUCUCUCCUUUUAUCAGUUUCUCAUGGAUGAAUUCCAGCCACUGCUUGCUCUCCUUGGAGGCAUCUGUUGUUCCAUUUUCCUGCUAAAGUGCAUUUGGUUUUUGAAGUAUUUUCUUCCUUACAUAUGGAAUAUUUUGCCUCCAUCUUAUUUUCGUUCAAUGGGAGAAUGGGCAGUGGUCACUGGAGCAGGAGAUGGAAUUGGAAGAGCCUACUCCUUAGAGCUUGCCAAGCAUGGGUUAAAUGUGGUUCUCAUAAGUCGGUCAUUCAAAAACUUGGAGAAGGUAGCCUUGGAAAUUGAACAAACGACUCAGAGAACUGUGAAAAUCAUACAAGCUGACUUCACAGAAAAUGACAUAUAUGAAAAAAUUGAAGAAAAUCUUCAAGGAUUAGAAAUUGGAAUUUUGGUUAACAAUGUUGGAAUGCUACCUAAUCGCUUUCCGUGCCAUUUUCUUAAUAUUCCAGACAAAGAUGAGGACCUCAUUAAUUGCAACAUCAUGUCUAUCAUUAAGAUGACGCGAAUUGUUUUGAAACAAAUGGUGGCAAGAAAAAAAGGUCUAAUUCUUAACCUUUCAUCAGCCAUUGGCACCUUUCCUUGUCCUUUAUAUACAAUAUAUUCUGCAUCUAAGGCUUUUGUAUAUACAUUUUCCAAAGCACUUCAGAUGGAAUAUAAGUCAAAAGGAAUUGUGAUACAGGCAGUGACUCCCUUUGCUGUUUCUACUCCAAUGAUCAUGCAUAAGCAACCCAAUCUGAUCACCAAAACAGCAGAAGAAUUUGCACGAGAGUCACUGAGAUAUGUUACAUUUGGUGAUGAAACAUUUGGAUGUUUAGCCCAUGAAAUCUUGGCACGAUUUGUACAGUGUAUUCCUUUUUGGUUGCUCCAGAACAACAAAGUACAAGAAACUGUGAUAUGCCUUAUGACGGAGCAUUCCAAAAGAUAACAUUUUAUCCACUUCGUGAGCCUGCUUGAGGAUCUGGUAUGAAUUAUAGCAGCAGUCAGCUUGAUUAAUUGCAAGAUUUUGAAACAUGCAUGAAAACAGCCCUUCAGUAUCUUUUUUUUUUUAAUCAUGUACUCAUUUCUGUUUUGUUUAUCCAUUUUAUUGCUUCCAUUAUUUGCUGAUGCAUAUUUUUAAGCACUGUUAUUUCCAACCAUGAUUUAUACACUUGAUUUUAUUUUCACAAUGGCUUUAGCGGGAAAUAAUUGUAUAGAAUUAUUUUAGGAAAAAGUUCAGUGUGUUAGGUAUGAACAAGAGCAAAUGGAGAUAUGACUAUUUAGUAUGUAUUGCAUCUGCAAAUCAAAGUUGACUAUCAUAUAUUUUUAGUCAAUUAUUUGAUUUUGUUUGUAUGUAAAUAAAGUGAUUUAACCUAAAGGAUAAAUGAUAGAUGGGAAUCACUUUAGAAGAAAUGAAGAUAUGUUUUUAAAUAUAAUUCUCUCUCUCUCUCCCUGUCUCUAUCUCUCUCAUCCAUCUAUUUCUAUUUUUUUGAUCCACCUACAUUUUCUAUAGCUUAAUAAAUGCUGAUUAUAAGCCA